Drosophila erecta is the source of this 1181-nucleotide messenger RNA. RefSeq names its product FGFR1 oncogene partner 2 homolog. The record is from RefSeq and is a predicted model, not a curated record. The transcript has a single exon. The coding region runs from base 124 to 915 and encodes 263 amino acids. Lineage: Eukaryota; Metazoa; Arthropoda; Insecta; Diptera; Drosophilidae.
UUGACUGGUAAACUCUCUCUUUCUCCAACUGGUCAGAGAAGUCCAAAGGAAUCCAUUUUCUAUCGAACAAAAUCAUCCAAAUUCACCGUGAGCAGUCCAAACCAGAUCGACCGGCUGGACAGGAUGGACAGCCCGGUGCCUUUCGGAGCGGAAGGCGCACUAAUCAAGAAGGCUGAGGAUUUAGUUAAAUGCCUGGCUGAACUGGAGAUGAAGACCGAUGAGCUGCUAAUCGAUGCCGAAGAGGUGGACAAGAAGUUGGCCGACUGUCGCAGUUUUCGCGAGGAGCAACUACUGAAGUAUCUGACGGAGCGCAAUAACGACGAGGAGCAGAUGCAGUUGCUGCGGGAAAACAUCGAGCUCAAGGAGACCCGCGCUGAGUUCCAAAGAGGCAUUGCGCUGGUCAUGGAGAAGUACCGGGAGCACGGCGAAGGGGACAUGUUCAUCGAUAGCUACCAGCUGAAGGAGAACUACCUGGCCGGAUUGGAGAAGGUGGUCCAAGAGCAGGAUGCCCGAAUCGAGCGUAUGGUGGAGAUGAUAAAGCUGACGGCCGACUUCGACGAUCGGAGCAGUGAGAAGAACCAGCAGAUCAUCUGCCAGCUGGCCGGAGAAAAUGAGCAGAUGCGCCGCCAGUUGCAGAUCAGUAGCACCGAUGAGCUGUUCAGCCAGGGAAACUUGGGCUCCAGCGAAAGUAGCACCCAGAUCGGACUGAAUGACUCCUUAUAUCCGGAUUCCACCCGGGCGAAUAGCAUCUGCAGCAUUGAGAGCUUCCUGUCCUGCCUCUCGCCGAGCCACAUGGAGGAUGAUUCCGAGUACUCCUCCAACGAAUCGCUGCUGAGUGAGCUGGAAGUAACUUGCUUUAUUCAGGAGGCUUUGGCCGAGCAUGCUGAGGAGAAGUCCUGCAACCUGGAGGACUAGGCACCUCAACCACACACGUUCCUGCCCCACUAAAACACUGAAGACUGGCUGUUUACGUUGUUGGACUGGACUUGGGUUCUGAACAUUGAAAUAAAUUGUAAUUCGGGCUGGAAGCUCGAUCUUUUCCCAGAUGUUUCCCAUCGAUUUCCAUCCCGAAAUAUAAUUUUAUUCGAGGCUACACUAUCUACACACUGCUCGCUGUCUGCUACUAUUGCUGUCUUUUCAACGAUCUUGUCACUUUCAUAAAGCACUAUAUACCAUUUUCA